GGGGAGCGUACGCAAUUACAGCAACAACCUCCGAAUGAAUGUCCCUGCUUAAGCACGGGAACCAGGUCGGUCCAUCUUGUCUUCUCUCAAGAUGCGGCUCUUCUCUUCAGUUUGUCUUGUCCUCCUAUCACUGCUGAGCGCCGUGUUCGCCAACAGCGCUGUGGGAGAUAGAGUCCUGGUCGUUCUUGAAGACGAAUCGCAAAAGGGACUCUACUCGCAGUUCUGGGCUGAUCUGGAAGGGCGUGACUUUAAACUGUCUUUCCAGUCUCCCAGAAAUGAGGACCUGGCACUCUUCAGACACGGCCAAUUGGCCUACGAUCAUUUACUCCUUACACCUCCAAAAUCGAAAGGCUACGGUCCAGCCUUGACUCCCAAGAUACUGCUUGACUAUGUCAAUGCAGGUGGAAACAUCUUGCUUGGUCUGUCCUCCGACGCGGGCACGCCUUCCGCCAUCUCUUCCCUCCUGCUCGAGUUUGAUAUCUCAUUGUCUCCCGAUAAGUCCUCGGUGGUAGUCGACCAUUUCAACUACGAUACCGUCUCCGCGGCCGAAAAGCACGAUGUACUACUGGUUGAUCGCCCGGGGCAGUUGAGGCCCGAUGUCGUCAACUUCUUUGGUGGCGACGGCACCCUAGCUGUGCCCAAAGCAGUUGGCCAGACCUUGGGAAAUACAAGUCCUCUACUAGCGCCGGUUUUGAAGGCGCCCGUCACUGCGUAUGCAUAUAAUCCAAAAGAGGAGGGCGAGAGCGUGGAGGAGCCCUUCGCCACGGGCUCACAAUUGGCGCUCGUAUCGGCAAUGCAAGCGCGCAACUCUGCAAGAUUCACAGUCCUCGGUUCGUUGGAAAUGCUUCAAGACAAAUGGUUCGACGCAUCGGUGAAGUCGCCGACCGGGAAGAGCGUGAAGACUGCGAACAGGGAGUUUGCAAAGCAAUUGACAGAAUGGACCUUCCAGGAGAUCGGCGUUCUCAAGGUCUUCCAUAUCCAACAUUAUGAGAUCAAGUCGGCCACCAAGGCGGGGGAAAAUACCACGCAGAUCAGCGAGUACGAUCCGGCUAUCUAUCGAAUCAAAAAUGACGUGAAAUUCUCCAUCGAAAUCGGCCAAUACGACCGAACACACUACGUGCCCUUCACCGUCCCUCCCAAUGAUGCCCUCCAACUCGAGUUCACCAUGCUCUCCCCCUUCCACCGCAUCCCUCUCCAUCCGUCCUCCGUGACCCCCAACAGCACCGUCUUCAGCACGACGUUCACGACCCCCGACCAGCACGGCAUCUUCGCAUUCAAGGUCAACUACAAGCGGCCCUUCCUCACUUACAUCGAGGAGAAGAGACAGGUCACCGUGAGACACUUUGCACACGACGAGUGGCCACGGAGUUGGGCCAUCAGCGGCGCGUGGCCGUGGAUUGGGGGCUUGUGGAGCGUCAUCUUGGGAUUCGUGGCCUUUGUCAUGGUGUGGCUGUACUGCGAGCCGCCCAAGGAGGAAGCCGAGCGGCGGAGGAAGUUGAGUGUGAGCACCCCUAGGUGAAUUAGGUGCAAGGCUUUUCGCCCCGAGGCGUGGUCAUGCUGGUUGGUUUCCACGGCGGAACAAGAAUUUCAAUGUACUCUAACGGGCUUCAUUGGCGGAUGAACUGAGCAUAUAUAAGGGAUUCUUUAGAGAGAAAAGGCUUCGAAUGAGAAAAGCGAUCAAUUCAGCAA
Molecule: messenger RNA, 1689 nt
Organism: Cladophialophora immunda
Lineage: Eukaryota; Fungi; Ascomycota; Eurotiomycetes; Chaetothyriales; Herpotrichiellaceae
Exons: 4
Coding region: 92-1519 (475 amino acids)
Cellular component (GO): endoplasmic reticulum membrane; oligosaccharyltransferase complex
Source: RefSeq, a predicted model, not a curated record